UGUGUUAACAUGCAUGUCUUUUGAAGACUUGAAUGAUGUCUUCUUUGCAUUUUGUGUGUUAAUAGUCUAAUUAAUGCACAGUAAUAAUAACUGACAGGCUGUUUACGGUAGACGAGCAACAAGAGGAGCUAAAAGUUUCAUCUUCAGCCUGAAUGAAUCUGAACAGAUUCAACCUGUCUCUUUGUAGGCUUGUAGAUGAUUUCUUUUUGUGAACAUUUUAAUAUUUUUAUUGGCGUUCGUGUUCCAAACUUUCGUCCAACCAUGUCUUACAAAUGUCACUCAACAGCAGAAAAUCAUCUUGGGGGUUGUUCUUCCUCCAGGGAAAACAAAAGCAGAAAUUCUCAACAUGUUGAAACAAGACUGCUGGAAAGACUUGGAAAAUGCAACAAGAGAGUGCAUCUCCAUCCACGUGGGCCAGGCAGGUGUGCAGACAGGUAAUGCCUGCUGGGAGCUCUUCUGUCUCGAGCACGGUGUCGGUCCUGACGGCGUCUUCCUGGACGGUCCUGCAGAACCGAACUCUCGUGAGGACCCGUUCAACACUUUCUUCAACACUGGGAGCUCUGGGCGCCAUGUUCCCAGAGCGAUAUACGUCGACCUGGAGCCCACAGUGGUUGAUGAAGUGAGGGUUGGAAAAUACAGAGAGCUCUUCCACCCGGAGCAGCUGAUCUCUGGAAAGGAGGAUGCAGCCAACAACUACGCUCGCGGCCAUUACACUGUCGGGAAAGAGAUCAUCGAUGGGGUCAUGGAGCGCAUCCGCAAAAUGACGGACCAGUGCACAGGCCUGCAGGGUUUCCUGGUCUUCCACAGCUUCGGAGGGGGAACCGGCUCUGGCUUCACCUCCCUGCUGAUGGAGCGUCUGUCUGUAGACUACAGCAAGAAAUCCAAGUUGGAGUUUGCUGUUUACCCAGCUCCCCAGGUAUCCACUGCUGUGGUGGAGCCCUACAACGCCAUCCUGACCACCCACACCACCUUAGAGCACUCUGACUGCGCCUUCAUGGUGGACAACGAGGCCAUCUAUGACAUAUGUCGCCGCAACAUGGAUAUUGAGAGUCCUGGUUACAUCAACCUCAACAGGUUGAUUGGUCAGAUCGUUUCCUCGAUCACCGCCUCCCUUCGUUUCGAUGGCGCCCUCAAUGUUGAUCUGAUGGAGUUCCAGACCAACCUGGUCCCGUUUCCACGUAUCCACUUCCCUCUGGUGACCUACUCGCCCAUCAUCUCCGCCGAGAAGGCUUACCACGAGCAGCUGACCGUGUCAGAGAUCACAAGUGCCUGCUUCGAGCCGACCAAUCAGAUGGUCAAGUGUGAUCCUCGACACGGCAAGUACAUGGCCUGCUGCAUGCUGUACCGAGGUGAUGUCGUCCCCAAGGAUGUCAACACCGCCAUCGCGAAUAUAAAGACGAGACGCUCCGUUCAGUUCGUCGACUGGUGCCCCACCGGCUUCAAGGUCGGCAUUAAUUAUCAGCCUCCGACCGCAGUUCCUGGUGGAGACCUGGCCAAGGUCCAGAGGGCCGUGUGCAUGCUGAGCAACACCACCGCCAUCGCUGAGGCCUGGUCUCGUCUCGACCACAAGUUUGACCUAAUGUACGCUAAACGUGCCUUCGUCCACUGGUACGUGGGUGAAGGCAUGGAGGAGGGAGAGUUUGCAGAAGCCAGAGAGGACCUGGCCUGUCUCGAAAGAGAUUACGAGGAGUUGGGUCAAAUGAAUCCCGAUUCUGAAAACGAUGACGAAGGCGAAGAAUACUGAACCCCGUGAGGCCUCCUGUACUGAGUCAAUAAUGAUUUCAUAACUGUAUGUGUAUCUUCUAUAAGCUAGAGUUAACCAAAGUGAUUAACUUUCUCACUGACAUGUUUUUUUAAUUAGUAUCAUCAUCUCACACCAGAGAUGAUGAUAAUAAUAAUCAUUAUCGCGUAAUAAGACAAAAUUCUCUGAGUUGUGUUUGAAUCUGUGAAAUAAAGCUUGUCUUGGCAUAUUC
Molecule: messenger RNA, 1973 nt
Organism: Thunnus maccoyii (southern bluefin tuna)
Lineage: Eukaryota; Metazoa; Chordata; Actinopteri; Scombriformes; Scombridae
Gene: tuba5
Product: tubulin alpha 5
Exons: 5
Coding region: 347-1744 (465 amino acids)
Biological process (GO): mitotic cell cycle; microtubule cytoskeleton organization
Cellular component (GO): cytoplasm; microtubule
Molecular function (GO): GTP binding; structural constituent of cytoskeleton
Source: RefSeq, a predicted model, not a curated record